Molecule: messenger RNA, 2091 nt
Organism: Striga hermonthica
Lineage: Eukaryota; Viridiplantae; Streptophyta; Magnoliopsida; Lamiales; Orobanchaceae
Source: the annotation of a GenBank genome assembly
AUGAGUAGGAUGUCGGGUUCGGUCGGGUCGGGUCGGGUCGAAUGGAUCAGAAGCGGGAGAACGGAGGACGUGAGGAUGAGGAAGCGAGAUUUGGCAAUUCUCUCGCUGUCGGCUUUCGCCAUUUUUUUCUCUCUUCAGCACGAGGGUGAUUUCUCGUUCAAAGAGGCUUGGUUCCAUCUCUCAGAUGACUACCCAAUUAAGUACGAAGCUGAUCGACUCCCUCCUCCAGUUGUUGCCGAUCUGAAUGGCGAUGGGAAAAAGGAGGUUCUCGUGGCUACGCACGAUGCGAAAAUCCAGGUUCUGGAACCUCACGCGAGGCGUGUGGAUGAAGGAUUUAGUGAAGCACGUGUGUUGGCAGAGGUAUCCCUUUUGCCUGACAAACUCCGCAUAGCUACAGGGAGGCGUGCUGUGGCAAUGGCUACUGGAGUUAUUGAAAGGAAUUAUAAUAAAAGGGAGCCGAGGAAGCAGGUUUUGGUAGUUGUGACAUCUGGCUGGUCUGUGAUGUGCUUCGAUCACAACCUGAAGAAGUUGUGGGAUGUGAAUCUGCAGAAAGAUUUUCCGCAUAAUGCUCAUCACAGGGAGAUUGCCAUCUCUAUUAGUAAUUAUACAUUGAGGCAUGGAGAUUCGGGAUUGAUUAUCAUUGGCGGAAGAAUGGAGAUGCAGCCUCAUAUGCAUCUGGAUCCAUUUGAGGAGAUUGAAAUGGCUGAUAAGAAUGCCGAGGAGCAUAGACGUAGCGCCACUGAAAAGGAUGCAUCUGACAAUGCAGGAACUGUAGAUUUAAGACACUUUGCUUUUUAUGCAUUUGCUGGUAGAAGUGGUGAGCUACGGUGGAGCAGAAAGAAUGAGAACAUUGAAGCUCAAUCAUCUGAUGCAUCACAGUUGAUUCCGCAGCACAAUUACAAGCUUGAUGCUCAUGCAUUAAACACACGCCAUCCAGGAGAGUUCGAGUGCAGGGACUUUAGAGAAUCCAUUCUUGGAGUCAUGCCUCAUCAUUGGGAUCGUAGAGAAGAUACUGUGCUGGAGCUGGCACAUUUCAAGCGUCAUAAAAGGAAAAUACUCAAGAAAGUACCUGGCAAGAACACCAACUACCAGUUACACAAACCGCAAGAAAAGCAAUCUCCUGGAAAGGAUGUGACGAAAAAAGUUUCCAAUGUGAUUGACAAGGCAGUUAAUAUUGCUAAAUCAGCAACGAAAAAACAACACACACAGUAUAUACCUACCAUAACAAAUUACACGCAGCUCUGGUGGGUACCGAACGUUGUCGUUGCUCAUGAAAAGGAAGGUCUUGAAGCCAUUCAUUUGGCAACUGGACGCACAUUAUGUAAGCUACAUCUUCAAGAAGGUGGCCUUCAUGCUGAUAUUAAUGGAGAUGGCGUCCUGGAUCAUGUUCAGGUUGUUGGAGCAAAUGGUGCCGAACAGACCGUUGUGAGUGGGUCAAUGGAGGUGCUUCGUCCUUGUUGGGCCGUCGCCACAUCUGGUGUGCCCGUACGGGAACAACUCUUUAAUGCUUCCAUAUGCCACCACUCUCCUUUUAAUUUAUUUCAACACGGGGACUUCUCCAGAAGCUUUGGCAGGCAUGUGGACACGAGUUCGUUGGAGGUUGCUACACCCAUUCUGAUCCCGAGAAAAGAUGGCCACAGGCAUCGUAAAGGAAGCCGCGGCGACGUUGUCUUCCUGACAAAUCGAGGCGAGGUGACAUCUUACUCCCCGGGCCUGCACGGGCACGACGCGAUCUGGAACUGGCAGAUCUCGACAGGAGCCACUUGGUCAAACCUCCCAUCCCUUUCUGGACUGGAGGCGGUCGUCCUGUCCCCCGGCGGCAGCACGCUGGCGACCUUCGACCUGCCGGCCCCGCCCACGCACGCUCUCGUGUGCGAAGAUUUCUCCGGCGAUGGGCUGACGGACGUUGUGCUAGUCACCUCGAGCGGAAUUUACGGCUUUGUCCAGACGAGGCAGCCGGGCGCACUUUUCUUCAGUACACUCGUCGGAUGCCUGCUGGUCGUGAUGGGGGUGCUGUUUGUGUCUCAGUACCUCAACUCAUCGGGUUCCGGGAAGGGGAAGCCAAGGGCAUUGUCGACGGUUCAGCUGUGA